GUUGGUAAAUAGUCGCAUACAACCCUGCAUAUGACAGCCGGCCCUGCAGCUGAUGUUGGCAUGUAAAUAAACAAUGCUUGCAAUUGCAUUGCAACUACUGACCGUUGGCCUGCUGUGGGGCGUUACGAAUCCAUUUAUACGCCUAGGAAGUCAAGGCAUUGAGUCUGUUAAGGACACAGGCUCCAGGUAUCGAAAUUUUCUUGCCGAGCUGCGGAUGAUUGGCUCCCGCCUGCAUUACUGGAUACCAUUUGGGCUCAAUCAGUGUGGUAGUGUGCUGUAUGUGUGGACACUGCGCACCGCCAAUAUAACUGUUGCUGUGCCCGUGGCAAAUUCGUUAAGCUUCGCCUUUACAGCUAUAACGGGCUAUCUGCUUGGCGAACAACUGCCUGGCAAAAAGAUAAUCAUUGGAACGUUGCUUAUAUGUUGCGGAAGCAUACUCAUGAUUUAUGACAAGUUGCUACAAGAACAGCAGAGCCAAAGUAUAGAUUUCCAAUAAAUAUUUACUAUUCUUA
This is a messenger RNA of Drosophila virilis, 512 nucleotides long. RefSeq names its product transmembrane protein 234 homolog. NCBI's taxonomy places the organism in Eukaryota, Metazoa, Arthropoda, Insecta, Diptera, Drosophilidae. The record is from RefSeq and is a predicted model, not a curated record.